Molecule: messenger RNA, 1794 nt
Organism: Eleginops maclovinus (Patagonian blennie)
Lineage: Eukaryota; Metazoa; Chordata; Actinopteri; Perciformes; Eleginopidae
Gene: kpna2
Product: karyopherin alpha 2 (RAG cohort 1, importin alpha 1)
Exons: 11
Coding region: 80-1651 (523 amino acids)
Biological process (GO): NLS-bearing protein import into nucleus
Cellular component (GO): cytoplasm; nucleus
Molecular function (GO): nuclear import signal receptor activity; protein binding
Source: RefSeq, a predicted model, not a curated record
UACAACCUCUGCGCGAGAGCCAGGAAUAACCACUAAACCACAUUUAAACUGCUGCUAAGCUUCCCUGUCACUUGCAAAAAUGUGUGAGAACGCCGACCGUCUGAACAAAUUCAAGAACAAAGGCAAAGAUGCCAAUGAACUUCGACGCAGGCGGGUGGAAGUGAACGUGGAGCUCCGAAAGGCGAAGAAAGAUGACCAGAUGUUCAAAAAGAGAAAUGUGACAGUGGACCCUGAGGAGGCCACUUCCCCUCUGCAGGAGAGGACCCAGAACUGUCAGACCUUCAGACAGUGGACGGUUGAGGAGAUUCUGAGCGGCGUGAACAGCGGAGACGCAGAGUGUCAGCUGCAGGCCACUCAGGCGGCACGGAAGCUCCUCUCCCGGGAGAAGAACCCCCCCAUCAACCAGCUGAUCAGCGCCGGCCUCAUCCCGAGGUUCGUCUCCUUCCUGGGGCUCGUCGACUGCCCCCCCACCCAGUUCGAGGCGUCCUGGGCGCUGACCAACAUCGCCUCCGGGACGUCGGACCAGACGGCCGCCGUGGUGGAGGGCGGAGGGAUCCCCGCCUUCAUCAGCCUGGUCACCUCCCCCCACCAGCACAUCAGCGAGCAGGCCGUGUGGGCGCUCGGAAACAUCGCAGGUGAUGGCUCUGCUCUCAGAGACCGGGUGAUCAAACAUGGCGCUGUGGCCCCUCUGCUCUCUCUGCUGUCCGUCCCCGACCUCUCCGCACUCAGUGUGGGCUACCUGAGGAACGUGACCUGGACUCUGUCUAACCUCUGCCGCAACAAGAACCCGUCCCCCCCCAUCACGGCCAUCCAGCAGAUCCUCCCCGCCCUGGUCCGCCUGCUGCACCACGACGACCGGGAGGUGUUAGCGGACGCCUGCUGGGCCGUGUCCUACCUCACGGAUGGGUCCAACGACCGCAUCGAGGUGAUGGUGCAGACCGGACUCAUCCCUCGCCUGGUCAAGCUGCUCGGCUUCGAGGAGCUGCCCGUCGUGACCCCUGCGCUGCGAGCCAUCGGCAACAUCGUGACUGGUACCGACGAGCAGACGCAGGCGGUGCUGGACUCCGGCGCCCUCGCCAUGUUCCCCGCUCUGCUGCGCCACAAGAAGGCCAACAUCCAGAAGGAGGCGGCCUGGAUGCUGUCCAAUGUCACGGCCGGGAAGGACUCGCAGAUCCAGGAGGUCAUCAACGCCGGCAUCGUCCCCUACCUGGUGGACGUGCUCGUCAAGGGUGACUACAAAACCCAGAAGGAGGCGGUGUGGGCCGUGACGAACUUCACCAGCGGCGGCUCCGUGCAGCAGGUGGUCUACCUCGUCCAAGCUAACAUCCUCGAGCCCUUGCUGAACCUCCUCUCCUCCAAGGACAGCAAAAUCGUCCUCGUCCUCCUAGACGCCAUCACCAACAUCUUCAUGGCCGGGGAUAAAAUCGGAGAGUCGGAUAAGCUGAGUCUGAUGGUGGAAGAGUGCGGCGGACUCGACAAGCUGGAAGCUCUGCAGUGUCACGAGAACGAGAUGAUCUACAAAGCUUCCCUCAACCUGAUCGAGAAAUACUUCUCCGAAGAGGAGGAGGUGGUGCAGUCUGUGGUUCCAGAAGUGACCGACGACGGCUAUGCGUUCCAGAUCAGCGAAAACCAAACCUCUUUCAACUUCUAGAGACUUUCAACUUUCUGAUUUCCUCUUCUUCUCUAAACUUUACUGUACCUCUCGCCUCUCUGCUGUCCGUCUUCUUUCAGUGUGUUGUACAUACUGUUUUAAUGUGACAAAACGUGACUGUAAAUAAAGUUGUUUGUACCACG